Molecule: messenger RNA, 3193 nt
Organism: Lytechinus pictus (painted urchin)
Lineage: Eukaryota; Metazoa; Echinodermata; Echinoidea; Temnopleuroida; Toxopneustidae
Product: probable thiopurine S-methyltransferase
Exons: 9
Coding region: 5-676 (223 amino acids)
Molecular function (GO): thiopurine S-methyltransferase activity
Source: RefSeq, a predicted model, not a curated record
UGAGAUGUCUAAACUAGGAGAAUGGUCAGAAGGGUGGACAAAGGGCAGAACACCGUUCCACCGGACAUACGUUCACAAGUCAUUGCUAGAAUUUCAGAGCAAACUCCUGGUGAAGAAGCCUAGUCGGGUGCUUGUUCCGCUAUGUGGGAAAACAUUGGAUAUGAGAUGGCUUGCUGAAGAAGGUCAUGAGGUUGUUGGAGUAGAAGGUGUUCUCCAAGCUGUCAUGGAAUUCUUUCAAGAACAAGAUCUCUCCUACAAAGAAAGUGAUAUCCCUGGGGUUAAAGAUGGCAAACUAUUUGAGAAUGAGGACAAGAAGAUAAAAAUAUACCUGUGUGACUUCUUUAAAUUCUCAAAAGAUUUUGCUGGUCAGUUUGAUGCUAUUUGGGACCGAGGUUCUCUUGUUGCUGUCGAUCCCUCAUUACAACAGCAAUAUACAGACGUCCUUCUCUCAGUACUAUCCCCAGGAGGGCGCAUUCUGAAUGAGGUGUAUGAGUACAGCCGAGAGGAAAAACCAAAAGGUUCUCCCAAUACAGUGCCUGAUGAAGUUAUACAAAAGUUAUAUGGAGAGAAAUUUUCCAUCGAGCUUUUAGCAGACAAUGAUCACAUGAACCAGCAUUUCAAAGACCAAGGGCUGACAUGGAUGAGACAGCAUGUACGCAUCAUGACCCUCAAAUAACUUCAUUCUUAGCCAAACUCUGUCAUCGAAGUUAUUUGUUAUCAAAUCAAAGAGUCAAUGUUGACUUUUAUUCAUUGAUAAGAAGAUAAAGCACAUAUUCAUAAAUUUAUUAAUUUGUAUCAUUCUAUUAUAUUUUUCUAUGCAUUUAUGUAUUAAUUCAUUUUGCUUAUAUUUUGUGAUUUAAAUUUACUUAUUUAAUGAUUAAUUUAUUAAUGUAGUCUAUCAUUCUUUUUCUGUCAAAGUGAUUUACCAAUCAAUGUAUUUACUUGCAUGAUAUAUCAAAUAUGUAAAUUAUCAGUAAUGCAUGGGAAAUGUAUUAUAAUGUUUGUAGUAUAUUUCAAAUCUGUGAUAUUUGAUCAUUAGACAUUUAUAAGCUUUUUAAAUAUUUCAUUUUUACAUCUAUAGGAAUAGGUCUUGCAUAACAGCAGUUUAAGUUGUACAUACAUGAUGUGUGAAAUUAUAUAGCAAAAAAUAAACAGCUUUCACUUUAUUUGUGAUACACAACUGAUAAUAUUCAAAAUGGCAAAAAGAAGCUGCUGAAAACUGCUUAUCUAAUAAAAGAGAGCCAAUGGAGUAAAUUAGAAAGUCAAAAAGGAGCCUAAGCUUUCGAUCCUAGCAGAAUCUUCGUCGGAGGCAAAAUGACAAACAUAUAAAGUGGAACAACCAUAAUAUAGACCACAAACAAGCUACAGCAACACUAGAAACAAGGAGACAAAAGGGGCAACAUCAAACAGGAUCUGGAACAAAACAGUGAUAAUGGGAUGAAAAACAAGAGAAUUAGUGAGAGGUGGGUCAAACAGGUUACAAAGAAAGGCUUAAUAAACUGGUUCAUAAGAGUGGGGGGGGGGAAAGGAAAAGAAUGGGGAACAACUGAUAAUGUGCAAAAGACAUAAAAGUAUAUAUGAUAAAGCAUUAAACAAACUAAGAGAAGAAGGUAAGUGUAAAUAUGUAUCUAUAAGUGAUAUGUAUAUAAAUAUCAUCCCAUUAUCACUGUUUUGUUCCAGAUCCUGUUUGAUGUUGCUUGCCUCAUUAUUUUAAUCCCUCUUGGCUUGAGGUCUUUUACUGGCCUUACUUACACUAACUUCCCUUUGUGUCUGCCUACUCCUUUUCUUUCAUCCCCUUCACUAACCUGAUUGGUCUUCUCUACUCACUAAUGCCCCUUUUGUCUCCUUGUUUCUAGUGUUGCUGUAGCUUGUUUGUGGUCUAUAUUAUGGUUGUUCCACUUUAUAUGUUUGUCAUUUUGCCUCCGACGAAGAUUCUGCUAGGAUCGAAAGCUUAGGCCCCUUUUCGACUUUCUAAUAUUCAAAAUGAUAAUAUUCCAUAUAAAUUUAAUUAUAAAUAAUCUAUGGUGCAAAAUUACUUCCUGAAUUCAAAUUUCUUUGUUGCAUUUACAUUUACAUGUAUCCAGGAAGAUUCGUAAAUUUCAUUUUCACAUCUGAUGGCAGAACUCUGCCUAAGAGAACACUCCUCUAUCCCCAUUCCCCAAUUAUUGUCAAAUAUAAAAGUGAGAAUAAUGCAAAAUUAAAAAAGGGGUAGGGUAUUAAAAGUAUAAUGUCAGAGUCAGUUUGGUUUUAUUUUAUAACUUAUCUUAUUUUUGUGCUUAAUUUAGCUCCAUAUAAUCUUGAAAAAAUGAACAUCUCUUAUAUUUCUUACUUUGUUUAAGCUACACUGCUAGGACUGCACACAACAGACAUAGUUGUCUACAUGCAAUACAAUUAUAAUGGAAUUUGUAUCUUGAAUAUGAAGAUAGUUAGAGAUAAUAUGUGCUUAUAUUAUUUGUCAACUGUCAAAUCGUUACAGCUAUUACUAUCCCUUCUUAUCCAAAGAAAAUGUAUUGAAUUUUGAAUUUUAGUAGUCUUUAUGUGAGAAAUAAUUACUGGCAUUUUAUCAAAACAAAAACUGAUUUCUUUUGAGAUCUUAUAUAAAAACCACUUUUUGAGCAUGAAAUUAGCUGAAAUUAACUAGUACAUGAUAUAAUUGUAAGUUCUGAUAUGCAAUCAAUAAAUUGAUAUGAAACAUAUGUUAGUGUUAAGUGUGCCUUUUUGUAAUGAAGAAAAAGAAACAUAUAAGAAAGAAAGGAUGCUAGACAUUCUCAUUUGUAAAAUUCACAUUAAUAUAAAUUAUCAACAGUCACUACACUUCUGUAACCUUGGAGUGUUUGAUGAUACCCCUGUAAAAAAAAUCACAUUGUUGUAUGUAUGUUUACAAAUGUUUUUGAAGCGCUUUCACUGAGAGUUGUGUGAUAAAAAUGUCAGACUUAUGGAUUUUAAAGUUUUAAUUUUGUGAUAUCAUAUGCUAGCAGCUCCAUAAUAUAUUAUGUGACAAAGUCCACGAAUUGUAUUUUUUCAUAAAAUUGAAAACGAUUUUAUCUGUGCACUCAAUGUAUCAGAAAUAUUGUGUACAUGCUCUAAAAAAGACAAAUAGUUUUCAUGAACCAUUUAGGAGUAUUAUAAUGUAGAUGUGUAUAGUGGUUUAUAUAUUUUCUUAUGAUUAAAGUGAUCUACCUUUUGAAAAUGA